This is a messenger RNA of Macrobrachium nipponense, 1947 nucleotides long. RefSeq lists its product as uncharacterized. The record is from RefSeq and is a predicted model, not a curated record. Bases 1 to 1947 code for a protein of 648 amino acids. The transcript has a single exon. Gene Ontology annotation, molecular function: nucleic acid binding; zinc ion binding. NCBI's taxonomy places the organism in Eukaryota, Metazoa, Arthropoda, Malacostraca, Decapoda, Palaemonidae.
AUGGAAAAAACUAAGUUAGAAUUUCAAGCUAGAGAAGAAAAAGCUAAGUUAGAAUUUCAAGCUAGAGAAGAAAAAGCGAAAUUAGAAUUAGAAGCUAGUUUAGCUAUAAAGGUGGAACAAGAGAGGGCUUCAAUCAAUCUUCAGAUUAGGCAAACUGAACAAGAGUUACCUCCCUUUGACCUGACUAAAAAUAUAAAGUUAGUUCCCUUAUUCACAGAGUAUGAUCCCGAGGAUUAUUUUCGGGUAUUUGAGGAAACUGCUAAUCGCCUUAAUUGGCCUGUUGAACAGUGGGUAUGGCUCCUUAAACCUAAAUUGUCAGGUAAAGCUGCUAAAGUUGUUAGGCAUCUGGAUGAUACUAAUGAUUAUAAACAGGUUAAGAAAGCAAUCUUAGAUGCAUUUUCCAUAACAGAGGAAGGAUAUAGACAAGCUUUUCGUAACUUAUGUAAAUCAAAUAUCCAAACUUUCCUAGAAUUCGCUUCUGACAAGCUUAGAGCUUUCAAGAAAUGGCUUAAGUGUGCUGAAGUAACUUCUUUUGAAGAACUGAUAAAUUUAAUGGUUCUUGAAGAAUUGAAAAGGAAACUUCCCAUUAAUGUAAUGCUCUAUAUUGAAGAUAGGCAGGAGAAAGAUUUACUAAAGGCUGCUUCCUUGGCUGACACUUAUUCCUUAAUACAUAAGAGUAUUCCUAAUAAAAAAGCUGAGGUAUUUGUAAAACCAGUUUCAGGAAAAUCCCAGCAGAUUUUGGAUAAUCCCAAAGGUUCUGAUAAUCCUAAAUGUAGUUAUUGUAAGAAAGACGGACAUACUAUUCGUAAUUGUAAAGACCCUAAAUGUAAAGGAUCUGAUAACUACCGUAAUGUUUUUAUGAAACCCAACGUAAAAUUUUCAACCUCCCAGAUUAAACCUGUUUCGCAUGUGCAAGCAAAUGUACCCGAUGUAUUUGAUGAUUUUAAGUCUGAAGGUAUAAUAACCUUGGGGGAGAAAGAACAGAAGUCUAGGGUCACUAUAUUAAGAGACACUGGAGCUGCUUUAACUUUGUUGCAUAGUAAGGCUUUACCAAAUGUUGAGAAUAAUUUAACUGGUGAGAAGGUGGUUGUAAGGGAUCUUACUGGAAUCUCAUCCAUUCCCCUUGCCAGUGUUUACCUUGAUUGCCCACUUGUAAAAGGGAAAGUUGAAUUAGGGGUGAUUGAUACAGAAUUGCCGGUAAAAGGAGUUUCAUUGCUAUUGGGUAAUGAUUUAGCCGGGAAAUUAAUUGUACCAUAUUUAAUUGUCACUGAUACCCCCAUGGAGGAUAAGGUAGAUCUUGAACAAGCCCCAACACAUAUAGUCACUCAGUCCCAAGCAGGAGACAAGGUAAAUGACUUUGAAGUAGAUAGUGAUUUCUUAGCUAAGGUAAUGUCUAGAGGUAAACUUAUAGUUGCCCAGAGGUCAGAUCAAUCUUUAUCUUGUUUGCAUGAUAAGGCUGUUGAUAUAAAAUCUUUGAAUAAAUCCCCUUCUUUUUAUCAUAAUAAUGGUAUCCUAAUGCGAUUUUACCGUCCUUCUAACUAUUCAAUUCUCGAUACCUGGAGUGAGAAAUACCAAAUUGUUGUCCCUUCUUCGGUACGCACUCAUAUAAUGGAAAUUGCACAUGAUGGACCAGGUGGUCAUUUGGGACAAUACAAAACUUACUAUAGAAUACUUGAUAAGUUCUAUUGGCCUAAUUUGAGGAAAGACGUAGGAGAUUUUCAUAAAGACGUCAUGUAUGCCAAUAGCUGGCAAACUAACCAAGUAAUUCCUAAAGCCCCUUUACAGCCUAUACUAGUUCCACAUGAGCCCUUUGAGAAAUUAGUAAUAGACUGUGUUGGACCCUUGCCCAAGACGAAAGGUGGUAACCAUAUGUGUCCCAGUACUCGUUUUCCAGAGGCCAUCCCACUUAAGAAUAUAUCUGCCAAAAAUGUGCUAAACACCUUUUAA